Molecule: messenger RNA, 1231 nt
Organism: Gaeumannomyces tritici R3-111a-1
Lineage: Eukaryota; Fungi; Ascomycota; Sordariomycetes; Magnaporthales; Magnaporthaceae
Exons: 3
Coding region: 1-1218 (405 amino acids)
Source: RefSeq, a predicted model, not a curated record
AUGCGAGAAGCCCCGUCAGCUGGCUCACCAAGAGUGCACGCCGUCCUUGUGAAAAAUUUCCUUGCUCUCGCCCUCGUCCCUAAACCUUUCAAUACUGCGCAAAAGUGUGCGGCCCGACUCUUCUUGAUCGCUGGCGGCGCCCCAGCUGGUGCAAACGUCCUCGCUCGUUCACCUGCGACCAUAUUUUCAGCAACGCUUGAAACGUCCAGCGCCGCGUUGCUCACGGCGUAUAGAAUACCAGGCCCGACCAAAGCCUAUGUGUGUCGCGGCCAUCCCGGGCGUUUUGGCGAUGGAGCUGGCGGUGCUCUAGGUGUACACAAAGCGCGGGUCCGCCGGCCGCGCCUGAGGCUGGAACCGUCGCGCUCGGCGUGUGUCGCCUCGGGCGAGAUCGGCGCCGUGGUGCACUGGCACGUGGGUUACGGUGACCUCGUAGCCGCCAGCCUCCAGAGCACCGCCGACCUCCUCUCGGCCCUGUCCGCCGCGCCUCGCAUAUAUAUCGGGCGGCUCCCUCGGCCCGGCCAGCGAGACGGUCGACCAGGUCGCCGACCUCGUUACCGACGCGGGAACUACGCGCAGACCAGGCUCGUUUCCGAGGUGCUCGUGCGCCGCAACGCGGAGAGCGACCGCAGCUCAGGCGUGUCCAACCCUAACGAUUUCCUCUGGCGCCUUGUGGGUUCGGGCGUCCGUAUUAGCGGCCAUGACGCAGACGAGGCCGAGGACGCCGGCGCAUGGCUGUUCGACGCCGGCAACGACCAGAUUAUCAGUGUCACCAUGGGUGCGUGCAUGCCGCCGGUGUCGGGCACCGUCAGACAGCCCAUCCGCCUCGUCCUCGUUAGCGAGCUUUGGCGGAUCCUGGCCCGGGACCCGGAGCUCGGUUUCGACCUCCAGUCCAUGGGCCGCCGCGACGACUGGCUGCCCAGGGUCGAGCGUGACAUGAACGCGCGCGGGCCCGCCCACCACAUCUCCCCUGCCUUCCGCCUCAUGCAAAGCAGGCAGGGUACCGUGAGUGUGCGUCGCAUGCCCGGCGAGAAGACCUUCUUUCCCGAGGCCGAGGUUCGUGAACGUGACAGGCGCAGCCUCGUCCGCCUCAAAAAAACGUCGGCUCCUUUUCGACCGGCGGGGCGGCGGCCUCGCAGCCGGAUGCUGGCGUGCUCAGUCGCGGUGGCCGGAGGUUUGGCGACGCGACAACGUUGUGAGUUUUGCAGGGCAGAAAUGUGAGAUUAUGCUUGAG